AUGAGACGUGUUGUUAUUCAAUGUCAACACGAUGACGAUAUUCCAAUAAUAAUGGAAAUAAUCAAUUCGUAUGGAGGAAGUUUAAUUCGACCACAGUCACCUCAAAGAUUCGAUAUGAUUCAUGUGGAUUUAUCAGAAGAAAAUGAAACAACAUUAAGUGAUUUUGUCAAGGAAUUACAAAAUGAACUGAUUUCUAUCAAAUGUAAAAAAAAACAUGUUCAAAUUGCCUGCGAUGAAUUUAACCGUUUUCCAACAUUUAAUCAAAUUGAACAUUUACUUAAGGCUUGCAAAACAAAAAUGUUCCGCCUUUGUUCUUACAGAAUUAAUUAA
Molecule: messenger RNA, 330 nt
Organism: Schistosoma intercalatum
Lineage: Eukaryota; Metazoa; Platyhelminthes; Trematoda; Strigeidida; Schistosomatidae
Source: the annotation of a GenBank genome assembly